This is a messenger RNA of Salvia splendens (bonfire salvia), 3062 nucleotides long. It is a transcript of the gene RPS2, whose product is annotated as NB-ARC domain-containing disease resistance protein. The transcript has a single exon. The record is from RefSeq and is a predicted model, not a curated record. Lineage: Eukaryota; Viridiplantae; Streptophyta; Magnoliopsida; Lamiales; Lamiaceae. The coding region runs from base 152 to 2845 and encodes 897 amino acids. Gene Ontology annotation, molecular function: ADP binding.
AUAAUAAGAAAAAAAGUCGUCGACGACCAGGGAGAACGCAUUCAAUCAAUCAACCAAGACUAAAUAGCUCGUCCACACAUUUCUGCUAGGAUCAACCAUAUUCAUCAAGAGAGUCUAGACUCUGCUACCCACAACUUCUUUGAUACAUUUCAUGAUGGAAUUCAUUGCUCCCAUCGUCUCCCUUCUGAGUUGUUUGAUCAAUUAUGUUUUGAAAAGAUUGACAACCCCUGAGAAUCUGGAAGAGAGAAUCCAUAAUCUUGAGAGAGCUCUAGAAGAGCUGACAGAGGUGAGGGAUGACUUGCAGAGGCAAGUGGAUCAAGCAGUGAUGAAAGGGCUGACUCUUUCCAGCCAAGUCAAAGGGUGGCUAGAGAGAGUAGACCAAGUCGUAGACCAAGUAAGGAUGAUUAGAGAAGACAUGGAUGAUAAGAAGAAAUGCCUGUUCUGUUGCAACUCGAAGUGUUUGUCGAGAUAUGAGCUAGGGAAGAGGGUCUCGGAGGAGCUUGAUCGAGUCAAUGAUCUUAAGGGAAAAGGAAAGUUGGAAGUUGGGUUGCCUGAUGGGUUGCUGCUUGUUCCAGCUGUGGAGAUUCCGAGCAGACCGGCGGUGGGGCUUGAUGUGAUGUUGGAUAGAGUCAAGCUGCUUCUCGGGGAAGAUGAUGUGGGGACUAUUGGGUUAUAUGGGAUGGGCGGCGUAGGCAAGACCACUCUGCUCAAGAGCAUCAACAACGGCUUCUUGCACCGGGAUCAUGAUUUCGACUUGGUGAUCUUGGCCGUUGUGUCGAGGGAUUUUGUGGUUGAGAAGGUCCAGCAAGCUAUAGGGGUGAGGCUGGGAUUGUCUUGGGAUGAAGCUCAGUUUCAAGAACUGAGAGCAUUGAGGAUUUACAGCAUCAUGAGGAGGAAGAAGUUUGUGCUGCUGUUGGAUGAUGUUUGGGAAGGUCUUGAUCUUGAAAAGAUUGGGAUUCCUGCACCUAGUAAGGACAACGGGAGCAAGGUGGUGUUCACAACGCGUUCCAUGGAGGUCUGCAGCGACAUGGAUUCCGACUGCAAGCUGAAGGUGGAGUUUCUCAAUGAGGAGGAAUCAUGGGAGCUAUUCCAGCAGAAAGUUGGAGAAUCUGCUGAGAUAGUUAACUCACCCUUGAUAUUGCCUCAUGCCAAGGCUAUGGUUAGGAAAUGUGGGGGUCUUCCGCUUGCUCUGGUGACCACAGGGAGGGCGAUGGCGAACAAGAGGAGUGAGCAGGAAUGGAGAUAUGCAGUAGAGAUCCUACACAAGACCCCCUCCCAAGUUCGAGGAAUGGAGGAUGUUUUCAAUCUUCUCAAGUUCGGAUAUGAUAACCUUGGCAGUGAUAAUCUGAGGUCAUGUCUGUCGUAUUGCUCGCUGUUCCCUGAAGACUACGAGAUUGAGAAAGAGCAGCUUAUUGAGUACUGGGCAGGGGAAGGCUUCUUGGGAAAUGGCAGUAACCUGCACAUAAUGGGGCAUGCCAUUAUUGGAUCACUGAAAGUUGCAUGCUUCUUGGAGAGUGGAGAAGAUCCGUCACGAGUCAAGCUGCACGACGUGGUGAGGAGUUUCCUGCUGUGGACGGUGCCUGAGCAACGGUUCAUAAUGCAGGCGAGCCAAGGCCUGACAGAGGCGCCGUCUGGGGAGAGAUGGGAACAAGCUGAGAGAAUCUCUUUGAUGGAUAAUCAGAUCACAGAACUGUCUCAAUCACCUCAUUGUCCCAACCUUUCAACAUUACUGCUCCACUGGAACAAUGGGUUGAGCAAAUUCUGUGAUGGUUUCUUCCAAAACAUGCCAGCUCUCAAGGUCUUAGACUUAUCCUUCACCAGCAUCAAAGAGCUUCCUCCGAGCAUCUGCAAAUUAGCCGCAAUUCACCAUCUUGAUCUAUCAGGAACUAAGCUAACCACACUGCCAAGAGAGCUUGGGUCUCUCACAAAUUUAAGGCAUUUGAAUCUGCAGAGAAAUCAAUAUCUUAGAACAAUUCCACGCGAAGCAAUAUCAGGGCUGUCUCAGCUGAGAGUCUUGAAUUUCUACUACAGUUACCAUGGUUGGGGGAUGCAAACCACCGCUACCGCUGCAGAUGCUAGUGAGCUAAGGCUUGCUGACUUGGAACGCCUGAGCAGCCUCGACUCUCUUGGGUUCACUGCAACCUCCUUGUCUGAUCUCCACAAUGUGUCGCGCAGCAGAUUCUUGCGUGGAUGCAUACACUACUUGCACAUCAAGGAGUGUGAAGGCCUGCAUCAACUGCCACUGUCAUCAUAUGCAGGAGAUGGCGAUCAACUACGGAGGCUUAGCAUCAACAACUGCAUGGACCUUAGGUACUUGACCAUCAACGAGACUGCAGGCGAGAACUGGCUUCCUAACCUAGAGAUCUUGGCUCUCAAUGGCCUUCCCAGCCUCACCACAAUAUGGAACAACGCAGUUAACGCCACAUGUCUACUAAACCUCAGAUGCAUCAACAUUUGGUACUGCGAAAAGCUGAAGGAUGUUUCUUGGAUACUGAGGCUGCCAAAGCUCGAGGUGGUUUACAUAUUUUACUGCAAGGAGAUGGAACAAGUGAUAAGAGAGGAGGAUGUAGAAGGGGAAGAUUACUCGAAUGCGUUUUUAAAGUUGAGGAUUAUGUCGAUAAGAGAUGCACCCAAGUUGAGAAGCCUCUGUAACAAGGCUAUGAUCUUUCCUUGUCUGAAGAGGAUUGCCAUCAUAGAUUGUCCAAAGCUGAUGAAACUUCCACUCAAAGCACACAAUGUUUCGGCAAUGCCAACAGUUUACUGCAGCAAAGAAUGGUGGAGUAAUUUGGUGUGGGAUGACACUGAUACCCAAGAUACCUGCUACCCCUACUUCAUGGAAGCAUGACAAUGUCCAAACUUUUUAUUUAUUUUGCAUAUUGAUGAGUAGAACUUGUCCAAACUUUAAUAGUUAAGCAUAUUAUUAAGAGUUCAAGAAUUUCAAGCAUCCAUCUACGUUAGAGCCGGAAGCAAUCUGGCUGAAGCUGAACAGUCGCUAAUGGUGAUGCGAAUAACUCAAAUCACCUCAUUUUCUCAGAUAAUAGCAUGAAAUUUUUCUCAGAUAA